AGAGCAAAACGCCACCGCGUCACUUUGAGGACGGAUAUCGGCCUGUCCUCAUCCUUCUCCUGCUUUACCUCUCAUCCUCCUCCUCCCCUUCCCUGCGCGCGCGCGCUCUCUCUCUCUCGCCUCUGGUCUUCAUCAGUCUUCAUGGUUCUGAUCUCACCCCGUGCCAUGCAAGCCACCCGGGCGUCCACCACCGUCAGUGUGUUUGCGGACUGCAGCAUCCCGGCGGGACUCCGGAUUGGGCCGGUACCUGGCAUCUUCAAACUGGGGAAGUACGUGUCGGACCGCAAGGAGGCUGGGCCAAAGAAAAAGAUCCGAUUAGUACGAGGGGAUUUUGUCGACGAGUCCGGCUGCCCCGUUGCAGACUGGAUCGGAUUCAUCUGCGCAGCAAGGAACAGCCAGGAGCAGAACUUAGAAGCUGUUUCAGACUUACCUGGUGGACAGAUAUUUUACCGCGUGCUGAGAGAAAUCCCGGCAGGAGAGGAGCUCAGUGUGUGGUACUCCAACGUUCUGGCCCAGUGGUACGACAUACCCACCACGGCUACUCCCACACACAACGAGAAAGGUGAGGAACGAUACAUCUGCUGGUACUGCUGGAGAAUAUUUAAAUACCCCAACACGCUCAAGGCCCAUGUUCACUUCCACUGCGCCCUCAGCAACGGGCGGGGGUACGUGCACAGUGACCAGGCAAGAGGCAUCGAGUCUUUCAGCAGGUCACCAAAAUCCGGAGACAUUCCCAACACCUCCACUUCCCCGAGGAGCAGUCACAGUAACUCCUCCGUUUCAGACUCGGGCAGACGGGCGGUGUCCUCCUCCUCGUCGUUUCUCAACAAAACGGGACUGUCAAAAAAAAGUAGCUCCGAGGAGCAGGACAGGGCCCUCGACAUGAGCGUCACAUCAGCUAGACACCAGGGACACCUCCUCGGUCUGGGCACGACGUCCUCGGUGCUGGGCAGCAUGGGCUUCCAUCCGGGCGUGCGCUCCGCCUUCAAACCUACAGGCUUAUCCAAAGUCCUGGGCGCAGAAGCUUCCAGGGAGGAGGCCAACGGGAAGCUGAGCGGGCUCGGGUUCAGCAAACUCAUAGGAAGCAUGAAACCAAUCCGCAGCAUGGGUGAGGGCCUCAACGGAGGGUCGAGUCACCCUCCAAAAGUCGCACCUGCUCUUAUGGACUCCGCAUCUCAGAUGGUUCCCUGCGCAAAUCCUAUCCGGGGCUUCCCGUUGCUACCACAUGUGGAGGAAACAUCCGCUUUUAAGCACGUGGAGUCACGGAUGCAUUCCGGUCUGUCCCCCUCCCGGUACCCGCAGAUGCCCCCCGGACUCCACUUUGAACGCUUCUCUCUUCCCCACUUUGACGGUGUGAAAACAUACAGCGGAGACUGUAACAUCCCGCUGAUGCCCUUCACGGUUUAUAACGGGGAGCUCCUGUACAGCUCGCCCUACUACCCACUCAAGUUUCACUUCAGCAACCUCCUCAAGUACCCGGACUCCAUGCCAUACUUUGGUACCCCCUCUCUGAGCCAGGACCUGGGCUCCAUCACUAAUAUAGACCGGGAGAUCGCCAUGCACACGCAGCAGCUUUCUGAGAUCGCCGCGGAGAAGAAUCGUACGCGCCUGGACUCCAUCCCUGCAGGGAGCACGGGCAGCACCGGGCCCGGAAAACCCAAAAAGGGCCACCUGUGUCUGUACUGCGGGAAGCUGUACUCGCGGAAAUAUGGGCUGAAAAUCCACAUGAGGACUCACACCGGCUACAAGCCGCUCAAGUGCAAAGUGUGCUUCAGGCCCUUUGGAGACCCGAGCAACCUGAACAAGCACAUCCGGCUCCACGCGGAGGGGAACACCCCAUACAGGUGCGACUUCUGCGGGAAGGUGCUGGUGCGGAGGCGGGACCUAGAGAGGCACGUCAAGUCCCGACACCCCGGGCAGACUGUUAAGAAACUGGACGAGAAACCGGGCGGCCUGUUUGAGCACGCGGAGCAGAAGAGCGAUAACGACAGUGAUGUGGACGUGUGCUUCACCGACGAUCAGAGCGACCAGGAGUCGAAUAAAAACAACGACUGAGCUGUUUUAGUGGGUUUGAGAGAGAAACAUUAUUCUAGUCUCACACAGCAGUGUCUGAACAACAAAAUGAAGAUUUGUUUUUUUUGCUGGCGAAUCGUUGCCUUUUGGACUUGUUUAAAUUAACACUAAUAAUAAUAAUAAUAAUAAUAAUAAUAAUAAUAAUAAUAAUAAUAAUAACAAAAUGAUGGCGAAUAGAAUAAAAAAUAAACAGUCGCAGACUUUCCCCUUGUCUCCAGUGCUAAUCACCAAGAUCACAUUUGUCUCCACACAAACAAAACCUCCCUCUCACUCAGACACAUGCAGAACUAUGCAGCUGCGCAAAGCCACAACAAUAACAUUUACGGGCUUUCAGAAAUGAAACAACAGCUGAGUCUAAGCUGUCAGGGCCAAACGUGACGCUUAGUAAUUUACACGCCCCGCAGAGUUAAAACUAGAAGCACGAUUCUGUUUUACUCCAUGGAGAAAAAUUUAUGAAAUGACUGAGGAAAAAAUAUUUGAUCCAUAAAACAAAAAAGAAAAGUAGAAAAUUAGUCUCUUUCCUAUUAAAUACUGUGAUAAAUAGAAAACAAUUAAAAAGUAAUUUUACUUGCAUUUUGUUGUGAAUAUUAUCCCCAUAUUACCCAUUAAACUGCACUUUAAAACACGUUUCAUCUCCACUGGUCUGCAGACAAAAUUCAUAUUGUAACAAAUCUCUCCCUUCUUCUCUCAAACUCUCUAAUUUGCACUUGACGAAUCGUCACUGUUUUGUUCUUCAGGAAGCAGCAGCAGCUUCCAGUUUAUUUAAAAGGAAAAUGUUUUACCAGAGUAAUAAAAUGUAUCGAUUGCAGUUAUAUGUAAAGUAUUUGUAAAAAUAUGAUAUUUGACAUUUCAGUGCUGUAUUACUGUGACAAUAAGUGGUGUUGUUUAGGAGGACGUUAUUUUAUUUCUAAUUAUUAAGUGGUUGCUUUUUGAAUAAAAUAAACUGAAAACUGAGGAAAAAUGUGUCUGGAGGAUAUUUUGUAAACAAGGUGAAAAUACAGAGUUUUCUCUGAGCUGGGACCGUGAGAUGAUGAUUUAGAUAGUUAAAUAGACCAAAUAAAUAAGACAGAUGGGGGAAAAUCAAAUUCAAAUCCAAAGGCUUUAGGAAGAAGAAUUUCUGAAAUAUUUCCCUUUUUGUUUCAAGAGGGUUAAAAACAAAAAUGUCUACAAAAAUGCAGUUCAUUAAAUACUGUUUAUUUGCUCACAUCUUGCUCAUUCAUCAGGACGUGUGUCUUAACUUUAUUGCAGCUUUUACGUUAUGUAAAAUAAAAUAAAAAAAAUCCCUGCAGCUGCUUUAUUUCUGCCACCCAAAUGCAGCAACAUUUUGUCAUAUUUCAUAAAAUUAAUACAAUUGUUUUAU
Nothobranchius furzeri (turquoise killifish) is the source of this 3433-nucleotide messenger RNA. RefSeq names its product PR domain containing 13 (gene prdm13). Gene Ontology annotation, cellular component: nucleus. NCBI's taxonomy places the organism in Eukaryota, Metazoa, Chordata, Actinopteri, Cyprinodontiformes, Nothobranchiidae. Gene Ontology annotation, molecular function: RNA polymerase II transcription regulatory region sequence-specific DNA binding; protein binding; DNA-binding transcription factor activity, RNA polymerase II-specific. Gene Ontology annotation, biological process: embryo development; regulation of transcription by RNA polymerase II. The record is from RefSeq and is a predicted model, not a curated record.